GUAUCAGAAUUCACAAAGGACGGAAGUUGAGGGGAGCGAGUCAGACUGAGACUGCGUCCUACCACCACCUUCGUCUUCGGAUUCCUAUAAAUACUCCUCCCCUCCUUUCGACUAUAUACUCGUUCCAUUUGGAUCUUUUUUUUAUCUUUCUUUCUCUCUUCGUUGUUUCCCUUUCUUCUUCGCGUUCCUCGUUCAAGAGAAAGAGAGAAAGAAAUGGAUACCUUCCUCUUCACAUCUGAAUCUGUCAAUGAGGGUCACCCUGACAAGCUUUGUGACCAAGUCUCUGAUGCCAUCCUUGAUGCCUGUCUAGAACAAGACCCCGACAGCAAGGUUGCCUGUGAGACCUGCACCAAGACCAACAUGGUCAUGGUGUUCGGUGAGAUCACCACCAAGGCCAAGGUCAACUAUGAGAAGAUUGUCCGUGACACUUGCAGAGGCAUUGGGUUUGUGUCGGCCGAUGUAGGUCUUGAUGCUGACAAGUGCAAAGUUCUUGUUAACAUCGAGCAGCAGAGCCCUGACAUUGCCCAGGGUGUCCACGGUCACCUCACAAAGAAGCCUGAGGAAAUAGGAGCUGGUGACCAAGGUCACAUGUUCGGCUAUGCAACAGACGAGACUCCUGAGUUGAUGCCACUCACCCAUGUCCUUGCCACCAAGCUUGGUGCUAAGCUCACUGAAGUGCGGAAGAAUGGAACUUGCCCAUGGCUGAGGCCUGAUGGCAAGACCCAGGUAACCGUGGAGUAUAGAAAUGAAGGUGGUGCCAUGAUUCCUCUUAGGGUCCAUACUGUGCUCAUCUCUACUCAACAUGACGAGACUGUGACUAACGAUCAGAUUGCAAAGGAUCUGAAGGAGCAUGUAAUCAAGCCAGUUAUCCCUUCCCAGUAUCUUGAUGACAAGACCAUUUUCCACCUUAACCCAUCAGGUCGCUUUGUCAUUGGUGGACCCCAUGGUGAUGCUGGGCUCACUGGCCGGAAGAUCAUCAUUGACACCUAUGGUGGAUGGGGUGCUCAUGGUGGAGGUGCUUUCUCAGGGAAGGAUCCAACAAAGGUGGACCGCAGUGGUGCUUACAUUGUUAGGCAGGCUGCCAAGAGUGUGGUGGCAUCAGGGCUUGCUCGUCGCUGCAUUGUGCAGGUUUCUUAUGCAAUUGGUGUGCCUGAGCCAUUAUCUGUGUUCGUGGACACAUACAAGACCGGGAAGAUUCCAGACAAAGAUAUAUUGGCUUUGAUCAAGGAGAACUUUGACUUUAGGCCAGGAAUGAUUGCAAUUAACCUAGACCUUAAAAGAGGAGGCAACUUCAGGUACCAGAAGACUGCAGCCUAUGGGCAUUUUGGUCGUGAUGACCCAGAUUUCACUUGGGAGACUGUCAAGCUUCUCAAGUACGAAAAAGCUUGAGUUGCCAUGAUUGUGGUUCAACUACCCCUCUUCUCUGAGGGAACAAGAUUGGAGCAUCUAUGCAUACAUUUAGUAUGGAGUUAAUUUUCAAGGAUCCAGACUCUACACUCUAGAGCAGUUAGUGCACGAGGAACUGCAGCUCAGUAGUAGUUGAUUUAGAGGACCUAUAGAAUUCACUGCAUCUGUCUUCUGUCUUUGUCCUUGCUUUGGGAAGUAAAUUUUUUUUUUCUUUUUUUCCGCCAAAACAUUUAGGGUCGUUGGGGCUUUUGGGAGCUCUCUCUCUUAUAAUUGAUCAAUUUUCAAUAGAAAAAAAUUGCAUGCAUCAUUGUCUUCCUCAUGGGAAGCUAUUGAAGCAUGAAGUUAUCCGCAUUGUUUUCUUUUUA
This is a messenger RNA of Nelumbo nucifera (sacred lotus), 1772 nucleotides long. RefSeq names its product S-adenosylmethionine synthase 1. Gene Ontology annotation, molecular function: ATP binding; methionine adenosyltransferase activity. NCBI's taxonomy places the organism in Eukaryota, Viridiplantae, Streptophyta, Magnoliopsida, Proteales, Nelumbonaceae. The record is from RefSeq and is a predicted model, not a curated record. Gene Ontology annotation, biological process: S-adenosylmethionine biosynthetic process.